AUGGAAGACCUUUCAUGGCUCACAGCACCUCGGGACACGUACGACAAGCAAUUUCGUAAGUUGCUGUCUUUUCAUACGCAAUACAUAGACCCCUCCGCCACACCCGCGUUGCCCCUGGACGCUUAUGAGAAUUUUAUCAGAACAAAGAUAUCUGAAUCGUCGGGCGCAAUCGUAAGUAUUUUCUUGUUCCUCUCGUUUUGUAACUUUUCCUUGUGUAGAUCCCACUUGUCACAGAUGACACUCUGCCACACAUUCCGGACGGUCAUCUGGUCUGUGUACGCGGUAUGAUCCAAGACAUGUUCGAUUCGGAGCUCUACAUUUCAUCGUAUCGACCCUCAGCUGAGGCGACUUCUGUCAAAUCCACUCGCUAUCGCGAUGUUGAAUAUCUGCAGGUUGGUGUCGACAAAAGUUAUUUUGCGUGCAUUGUGCAACCUACCUGUUGUGGCUAAAGAUGCUAAACUUUGGCUAGCAGCGAAACGGAACAGUAGUGUAAAAAAGGCUAAUUUUUAUAAUGCGAAGGGAUCCACUUGAAAGUGUGACCUGUAGCAAAGGGAGAAGGUUCUGUACGCAUUUCGGUUGUCCGUUAUUGUUUGCCGACCACAGUCUGGAAAUAUUAUCUGGUUAAAGGUGCUGCAGGCGUGUAGGUGGCCACCCAAACACCGGAGUCAAGCCCAACCACCAAUCCGUGAUCUGUAAAAAAAACCACCAACAUAAUUUUUCUCGUGACAGCAAUACUGACCUUGAGCAUCUGCCCUCUUCCUAGGAGACGAUCAGAGCAGUGCAGCAGGUUUCAGGGGGACAGCCUUUGGGUGUUGAUAUAGAGGUGCCACUGGUGCAUGGGUGAAGGACGAAGACGUGAGACCGGUACUGAAGCAUCAAUGGUUGUCCUGGUCGCUUCCCACUACAAUUAAUCCGACGAGGUCGAAACUGUCAGCCUGCACUAAAAGUCGUGGUUUAUAGGGCUACCUGUUAAUAGGAGAACUUAGUCGUUAUUUUAAACGAAGGGCAAACUGCUAUUGUGCCUUUGUGUGACGUCUUUAGCACAUCGCGCUUCUGCGAAAUCUGCGCCCUUAAGUGGCCUAUAAGGCGUCAAAUGCACGUUACGUUAACCACGGCGCCCGAUCUCGUUCUCAGUCGAUUUGAUUCGGAUAGGUCACUGGCACAUGUGAAAGAAAGAAGAGGGUGAAGCCAAUCAAGCUCAGAUCAGACACCUACUGUUCUCGCGUUUAACUGCCACGACGCGCUAAAUACCUUGGCUGGUAAUGUCUUUAACUGACGAGCUAAGUCGUCCUCCUCUGAAUGAGAGUCGGACUUCAAUGGCACCAUUUAAAUGUACCCUUUAUGGUACCUCUCAACUUUUCGACCUCUGACAAUCGUUGGAGUCUCAUACGUGGAGUGUCAUGGAUCGUAUCCUGUACUGCACGUGCAAAUGUGCAGUUAGAGCCCAUCAGCCAGUAGCCCCUGGCCUAUGUCCGGUCGCCUUGUUCUCCUAUACGUAGACAGAAUGCAAACCCGCAGCAUAAAUGACCUUACGCGCAAGUCAUCAUUGCUCCUUUUUUGUUGGUCGGUCGUGGACUUUGUCGCUUACUGCUGCCGAACUGCAGCAUCCAAUACUACGCAGCGUUAGGCCGAGGGACAGGCUAGACGCCUUGAUAGUCGGUGUUUUUUCGUUAGCAUUUUCGUCUUUUCUUACAACACAAUAAUUUAUCCUUUUAGAAGGUUGUGCCUAUUCCUUUUCUGUUGCCCUUUUAGGCUGAUGGAAGUCUUGACGAGGCAAGCAUCACCCUUUCGAGCAGACAGUCAUUUUAUGUGUCACACAUCCCCGGCGAAUCGUCCUGGAUUCAAAUAUCCUUUAUCCGUCUAACCUAUUAUUCAUUUGGUCAAAAUGCCCACCUUUGAGUAUGCAUGGAAGCAUUUCUAAUCUCUGCUUGGUUAUCGCCUCUUGUGGGGAAUUUAUAGCUGGGCACACUUAAUUACUUGUUAGUUAAAAGUCACAUUCACGAACUUCCUUAUUACGAAACGGAAUAUGGGCCAUUCAUUUUGCCUUGGAAUUCCGCCCCCAACUCAUCUCAAGGGGUCACACGACCACUAGCAAUCAGUACUCGAAGGCCAUUAACGAGAGGGACAGGGAGACUAGAAUGACAAUUUCUGGAUUAUUUUUUGUCGUUAGCCAAUCAUAUUCCGAGUCCUAAGCCUAGCGAACACGAGGUUUGAUUCCGGACCCAGCCGAUCACUGAUUCUACGCUCUACCAUGGAGCCUAGAGCUCGGCCGCUGCCAACCACCAUCACGUGCAGUUGGUAUUCUUUUUCCACCCCCCUCCGACUUCACUACUGAACAAAAACGUUCUCUUUGGGGUAUGACCGAUCAACAACGGUAAGAGGUAGAACUGACUCUUCUAGUCUCUCUCGCCGUUUCCUGAUAUUACUUAUCUAUUGCUGAGCGCCUCCUAGCUCCUAGGCCAACAUCGCGUCCUGUAAUUAAGGCAAAUCGGCAGAUGUCGCUCUAAUGUGAUUUUGAAUAUUCCUGAUUUCACUCGCGAGGACACAACCCCGUAACUCAAUGACCAACUGAGCUGAGUUCAUUCCUGUAAUUCGCGGGAUUUGGGAUUGGAUUAAGAGUGGCUGACAACGGCAGAUAAGCCGUUGUCUUGCCUGCUUUUCCUGAUUACAGUAUGGUAAUUGGCCUUGCCAUUAAUAACGUCUCAGCUGAAUUAACUGAAUUAAUAAUAACUGACUAGGUGCGUACUAAAGGCAGUCCAAAAGUUCUUUCUGGGUUCGUAUGUUAAUUACUUGGUUACUAAUUUAAUUAAGUAGGCAUGGUGGUGUGAUAAUAUCCUGUCUUACCCGAUUUGGUCCUUAACCCACUGCUCAUCUGCACGCCACCCAACCAGAAAGGCUCUUUCUCGCCUCACCAGCACUUGGAAGUAAGCGUUGUCUGUCUGAUCCCGAGAUGACCCACAUACCGGUAAAGAAGGUCUUGUCGGACGCCAAAUUUGAUGAAGAGUCGACCGACACAACCGCGACAAAUGAGAAGAACGGCGUUCUUCUUCGCGUAAACACCCCCAGCCGUUGAUGCAUGUCCCUCACCAACUUUUAGGUUUAUAAUGAGAAGGACGCAGAAAAGCUAAAACUCACCGACUUGGUAUUUGUUUAUGGCAUCCUCGAGCACGCACGCCUGGGCAGUGAACCGGCGGUUGAUGCAGUGAAAACCGGUGAUGAAGCAGCUAAGGCUCUCAGUUGCUCUUCAGCUAAGCGCCGUCUACCGCGGGUUCACGCCAUUCUCGUGGAGAGGUCUCACUUCUCCAAUCAUCCAUGGCUGCAAGUAAAGUGUAAGCAAUAUUACUUCCCUUAUUUACUCCCGUCUUCCAUCCCAUUUUAUAUUCCUCACAGUCAUUAGCUCCUUUUUUGCCCCAAUUUUGUGCGGAUUCAUUCACCCUUAAACACCCUAAAUGUAUGGACUGGCCAACUAUUAUUAAGAAAGUUGCGUCCCUAGAGAGAGACUGUCCGUAAUACAACUGAGGAAUUCAGUUUAAACUAAAUUAAUGACGUUCUUUUACACUGUAGUCUGUCUGUUGCUUAAGUCGUGUGUGUGUUCUUCCUAAAGAAUAUCUAUGCCCAUGUUAAUCCAUUGCAUAAGGGCCUGCCCUAGUUUCUCAGAACGAACCACUACCUAUAGAAGUAAAUGUAGUUUCUUCAAGGAUAUCCUGCUGAAGACAUGGUCCAGUUAGGUCUCAUUAAACACUGUUCAAAAGUCAUAAUUUAGGUUUUGAUAAUUUUUUCAUACUUCCACACCUGUUCUUACCCAGCCCUUUCCCACUUAAAUGACGAGUGGGUCAAAAACUCUUCCCUAAUGACCAGACCGCCUUCCUUAAAUUUUUGUAAAAGCCGUUUAUUGCUGAGUUCUGCUUUUGCAAAAACUUCAAGUGAACUGUUGAAAUUUGUUUUGACUUCGUCUUUCCCUCCUGAUAGGGCAGACGAUGGGCGGCUGGGAUUCCAGAGAUGUGCUUAUCGCUACUCGGGCUCGUGUUAUUGAAUUUCUCCGAUCAGUCUUGUCUGGAGACGAACUUGCCGCUGAGUUUCUCCUUCUUCAUCUGCUUUCAACUAGGUAUGGCCUAACUGCAUCAAAUGGACAACUAGCCCUAUUCACCUAUUUUAUCCUGUUUUAAUUUUCUACUAACAUUCUUAUAGUAGACGUGAAAGCGGGAAAAAACGUUGUGGCGGUUAGUCUUGCUACGACUUUCUGCGUAGUGGCCAAUGGGACAUCCCCACACUAUCUGACAACAACAUUAAGCAGACAUGUUUAGAAGACUUUGGGGCUGGCUGUCCGUUUUGCUUUUUACUGAGUGCUCUUUAGAGAUAAGGCGCAGAAAUUCCUAUUGACCCAACUGUGUGAAAUUCGGCGUCUCAGUGGGACUCAAACCCACAAUAGUAAGGGGAAGGCGCCGAGUUUUUCACAGUUGGGUCAAUAUCAAUUAUUCAAAAUCUGCCAAAACAUCCAUGAAAGAUAUUGAUAUUCUGGCAGACUUUGAAUAAUUCAUAUUGACCCAACUGUGAAAAACUCGGUGCCGCGGUGGGAUUCGAACCCACGCAGUAAGGGGGAAGGCUUUAGUACAGCCAACGCUCUAACCACCUGAGCUACGAGGCCCCGCCGGACGACGCGAGUUUUAUCACACUUGGGUCAAGUUACCCGCCCAACCUACUGCAACGUCUUGAAUCCACCAAAUUUGAUACAGUAAGUUGACUGCCCAAGCAGGAUUUCCUAAGUAAUUCACCUAGAAUCCACCAGAUGACUACUAGGCUCAAAUUUAGCAAAGUAGGGCGGAUAAUUAAUGUGAAACAGGGAUGUUAACCGCAAAAGAAGACGACUGCUUCCUUAAUUUCUGUUUAGUGUUUGAUGCUUUAGAACACCCUCAGGACCGGUGGUAUGGCCUCGAAGGUCCCAUCGUGUCUUCGGCUAACACGAUUUAGGCCUCACAACCAGUUUUGUGGAAUUAGGACCAGCUUCUGACACGAUCACAUAGUCUUGUCAGCAGUAUCUGAUUGUGCCCUGCAUAUAAUGUUAACUUCUGCACUCGACGACGGAUGCCCAAGUUUGGCGGAACCUCCCUCAUGAACUCUGGCCAUGCUAAUGCCAUCGUCCAGUAUGAAAUCUCUCUCAGGGAACAUUUAGUCUCGGAAAAAUAUUGCUGACCACUAUUGGCUGUGAGCGCCUUUGAGCGCUGUCAAAUAAAGCUCCAAGGCAAAAGGAAGUACACUCGGUUGGAGCUCCAUCCGCCUAGUUGGCGAAUCGUGCAAGAUUUAUCUGUAAAUGCCCGCUGUGAGGAUCAAAGUCCCCCUCAAAUGGUGCCUUUUUUCCUUAAGAGUGAUGAAAAGUUUUUCUACAUUGCCUUUCUGAGCUUCUGGGGCUGCGACGGGACAGUGUCUGAGGAAUAAAUUAUCUCAUUUGGAUCGCAUGCAGCAUGUUGUGUCAACUAUGGAAGUGUUUCGGGUCUCUAGACGAUAUCCAACCGCAAAUAGACACAGUGUACGAGGCCAUACUUAAGGCUGUUCUUACAUACGGUUGCAGACUGCGGUCUUUGCGAACAUUAUUGACAGGCAGUAGCUCUGCAUUUAGUAUCACAUCAGUUCCAUUUGUAUGGUCGCUAACAUGUUUACUAAUUAAUCAUAAGUAGGCGUUAUUAUUCCGUUGUACUUUGAUUCGUAGUCUACAACGCUCUCCUCUCAACCUUCCUCCAAACUGCUGCCUUCGCCUUCGUGGUCAGCCUAGAAAGACGGACACAAGGUUGUAGUGAGUCUUCCAGAUGUUGAGGCCCGAGGCUGAAAUCUCAGUUCGAUACCGGUUGCCAAAGACCCAGUCUUUGACCUUGGAGCCUUAGCAACACUUGUCCGUGAUGCCAAUGCGCAUCAUGGCCAUCAGGCGAUAUCAGCUAUAUCCCCGUUAAGGGGACAUUCGUAGUGUUAGUCGUUCUUUCUUUAGACCCCUCUGAGUCCCACUAGAAAGACACACAAUAUCGAAGUACGCCACCUAUACCGUCCUCUCACUUUCAGAGUAUGGAAACAUGUUUUCAUAUCCUAUCCUGCUACUGUGUGUGUUCUCCCUUUCAGUGCCGUCACAAGCGACUCAGUCUUUCCUAUCACCCUGCCCCCUCUGAACAUCUCACACUGGGAAAAGAAACUUGGCGCGGAUACGGAACGUCUGAUACAGUCUCUGCACUGCAUUCUACCCCAGGUUUCUCUUAUUCCCUUGACUGUCGAUUCCCUGAACAACGGUCCCCUCCUCAUGCCCGUCCGUGAUGUGGCUAUUGACGAACUGGAUUCGGGCUUACUGCAGUUGCCGACCGGCAGUGAGGUAGGUUGGUUUUUCACUCCUCUGUGUCUUCUGCUGCAAUUGUGCGUCUGAAAACGCGCAAUCAGUGACUUCGGCCAGCCGGCUGUUAUCCCACUUACGGGAGGGACAAAAGCUUUCAAUUUUAUGUUUUGUGUAUAUUGACCGCCGGACGCCGGAGAACAUCAAGUGGUAUGCCUGCGCAACGGUGCGAUUUACUUGCAUCUCAAUAUUACUAAGCAUAUGUGCCAGACCGACGAGGACUGGGGAGCGCUCACCGAUCGUUCUUACGGAACUCACUCGUUCCGUUGUGCUUUACGGGCUCUCUCUCGAGCCCAACCAGCAGCCGCACAGCGGCGCAUGAUAUACAGGCAGAAUGGUAUUACCGACAAAGACAAGGGAGAUCGGAAUGGUCAUUUCUGGCUUAUUAACAGUCAUCAGCCAGUCAUACCCAGCCCCAAAGUGUGGAACACCCGAGCCUUGAACACUCGCGACCUGUUAGAAGUCCACGCCUCUAACCACUGGGCCACGAGCCUCUUGUCCUGUCGGUUUUUUUGGUCGGGAAUAUACAAUGGUAGGGAGUGCGCACUGAUCGUUCUUACGGAACUCACUCCUUCCGUUGUGCCUUACGGGCUCUCUUUUGAGCCCAAAGAGCAGCCGCGCAGCCGUCGUCAGACAGUCAGUCCAGCCUCGUGCAACGACACUCCUUGUUGCCUUAACUUCAGUUUUCGUCCUGACUGAGCUCGUUUGCAGAACGACUGACAGCCAGUCGUAACAAAAACAAGAAGGAGCAGAGACUUUGAAGUAUUCUCUGACGAAUCACUCCCCAUCUGAAUUUUCUAACCUUCAACGUUUGGAGUAGCAGAGAAAGACAGACAAAGUCAGGGGAGAGUGGGACAUCUGGGUGUCUUGUGCCGCCAUUCAUGACACAAUACCCCUGGGUCGAACCUGAGAGUCCUAUAGCCACAAGACGGCCAACUCGUUGUCAAAUGACAGUCACACCGGUGUGUACCCCCUUAGGUUAAACUCGGCCAAACCACUGACAUGUUUAACCACUAUACUAACUGUGUGCACCUACGGACAACGGAUGGUGCAACGGGCCUCAGCGAAAGUUGAUGGUGAUCUAAGCAGGCUCUCGGAUCUGACGAAUGAGCGAUCGCGAAUCAACACCGCCAGUGUUUCACCAGGGCGUGGAGGAUCGAGGUCUGGCACACGGACCAUCUUAUGAAAUUCCUCACAACCCGAUGACGGCACUGUGGCAUGUCGACUAUGAGCCGCCAUGUCAUCGCCUCUCAACAGUCUAGUUUUUUCUCGAGUGGAAGAACUAGCAGUGACCACCGUGAAAAAACCCUCUUGAUGGCUGUUGGGGGUGGGGGGAGGCUGCGUCUGUACCCAAGGACCAAAAGAAACUUGAUGAAAAUUUCCAAUUAAAGGAUUGUUAUCCAUGCCGAGCCCUCCUCGGCAACCGACGAAUUCCCCAGUCCUAGCAAUUGGGCGUUCUGCUCUAGCGUGUGGACCCUUUGUCCGGCCAGAGUUUCGCUCCACAGACCAAGCGUUAACCGACCUCCGAAGGUAGCCAAACGAAUCGCGACCAUUGACAAAGAUGGACUGGUUACCAAACCUGUAUAUUGCCUGCCGAGUUAUGUAAAAUUUGCUGUCUUUCUGCAAUAACUAGCAUUGCCUCUGUCAGACGCAUCUUCUUACCAACCCCAAUUUAGGUGAUAGUCGAUGAAACGGACAUGUCAAGUGGCCAACUGACCUCUCGUGGUGUGCUUAACUGUCGUGCGCUGACCAUGUUGGCCACUCAGCGUAAACUAACAUAUGACUUCCAGUUCUACAGCCAGGACUGGGACAGUGAUGUACGUGUCCUCAUCCUCUCCACCUGCGCAUCAAUCAUCAAGGUAAGCGUUUGACCCCAAAGUGUGCUUUGGUUAAGGGAUCUUAGGUUGAUCGCUCAAUGAGUUACUCGGUCCAAAAAUGUCCAAAGCACAAUUAACACAGGAAAUGGAACUGCAACCGCUGAAACAAGAGUUCUUUACCAGGACGUUUCAGAUUCUCGAACCCACUACCAGACAGAGAGGGGGGAGAGAGAGAGCAAUAGAUGGGGUUGUCGGAUACUAGAAGGUUGUAGUAUUUAUAGGCUACAGUUGCCAUUCAAUCACCUGCAUAUCAAAAUUGUCGGCUCGCACGUUCAUCACCCAUGAUCGUACUGGGUGCGAUGACUGCUUUAUCGCCCCCGGCUUGUUGACCGUCAUCAACCAGCUAUACCCAAGCCCGAGGUAUGCAACCGCCGAGGUUCGAAUUAGCAAUCUGUUAGUUGGAAGUCUAGCGCCCUAACUACUAAGCCACGGGCUCGUUGCCUGUCGGUUGCAACCGGGUAUACAGUAGGUGGGCUAACCCAUGAAAUGUCAACCGAAAUUUCGAAAUCCGUUCUCGUUUCGAUAAGAUUAAUCAAGUAGGGUUGUAAAACCAAUCAUAGUGCAGCCGAAUUCUAUAAUGAUCCAGUCACCUCAGGAUGCCUUCUUUCGAACGAACUUAUUUCCGAAUGCAUGCGAGAACUAUACUCUGAAAAACAUGACUACUUAAGUAGCAUGCAACCGUCCCAUUGAUUUUUUAUGUCUCUAAAAGUCUAAUUAUAUUUCGUGGAAUUCAUGCAUAAAAAUAUUCACUAUUCUGCUCAUUCGGUAGAAAAUUACGUCUUCUUUCAAUUUUAUGCUCGAAAGAAGGGUAUUAUGCGGUUUUUAAAAACUUUUCUGAUUCCCGAAUAAUUUUGAACCUGACCUGCUGUUAUACUUGCAUUCAGGGUUUCCAAACUACAAGCCGUAUAUUUUCCGCGUACGGAAAACCAUACAUUUCUGUACGGUAUUAAGAAGAGACCAUCUGGGGUUCAUAAAACUAAGCAGUGGAUUUGAGCGAUAUUGUUGACUUUACAAGUCACAUUGGUAGAUGCAUAUACAUGACGUUUUAUGAACGGCCAUUUUACGGUAUUUAAAAAUCUCACAAUCGGAAACUUUUUCGAAACCAAAUUAUACUCCUUAUUCAAGUAUAAAAUUGAAAUAAGACAUGAUUUUCUACCGAAUAAAUAAAAGAAUGAAUAUUUUUAUGCAUUUUUUCAUGAAAUAUAAUUAAACUCUUAAGGGCAUCUAAAAUCAAUGAGGAAAUUUCAUGCUACUUAAGUAAUCAUUUUUUUGCAGAGUAUGGUUUUUGCAUGCAAUCGGAAAUACGUUCUUUCGAAAGAAGACACCCUGAGGUGACUGGGUCAUUAUAGAAUUAUGCUGGACGGUGAUUAGUUUUACAACCAUACUUCAUUAAUCUUUUCGAAACGAGAACGGAUUUCGAAAUUUCGAUCGACAUUUCAUGAGUUAGCCCACCUACUGUAUUAGCAAUGGUAGAGGGGCCGCGCAUCGAUCGCGUUACGGAACUCACUCGCACGAUUGCGAUGUUAACUUUUUUACACAUUUACUCAAGUCUGACGACGACUCGGGAAACCAGCGUCGAAAAUUUACCUACUAAGGUUUCUACUUUUCCCUAAAACGUACUUGCCUUCAAAAUAUAUACAUAUGUAUAACAGACGGCAGGGACGACAGAGAAUGCGGGUAGAAUGAUACGGUACUACUUCGGGCCUAUUCUUCGUUCAUUCUGCCAAUCAUAACCCUGACCAGCUGCUGGGACCACUCGCUUAUGAGUCCCGUGAUCGACCAACCCCUUUGACGGGACUCUCACCUGCUCGUAGUUUUUUCCGUCGUGUGUGAAGUAUGUCUUGAGACAGGACUUCAGGAUUUGUGUGAUUUGGGUGUGUUAGCGGUAAUUCUGCGUUUCACCUUAUUUGCACUGCAUGAGUAGUUCUCUGGUAGCGAUAGGUCCCAUGCGUAUCCGCCAGUUUAUCUGUUACUUUCUCUGAAGAUGGGUCCGAACGGGAAUCCGAAACGCCAGGCAAAUAAAAUUCUUGUUUCAUUCAUCGUACAUCCUCCUCAACUGCCUCCUUGAAUUCGUCUUUCCGCAUGUAUCAACACAACUAACUGUACUGAAAUUUCGUUAAUCGCAUGUUUCCGUUUUGUGUUUUUCUCUCUCUCAGCCUGUGCUGACUGUCCCAUGGAAGCCGUCCACGGAAACCACCACCAGAACCUCUCAGGUGGCCCCGUCAGAAUCAGAUUUGUGGCAGAUAAGGCGCUAUCUGCUGGAGGUUCAACAGACAGGAGAGGACUAUUCUAUAGAACCAGAUCUACAAGAGGUCAGUCUCCGUAAUUUUUCCUGAAUACAGGGCUAUUUUACGAUUUACUGCUCACUAGCGUCGUCAACUUCGGCGUUCUAUUGCCUUUAUCCACUUAUUGCAUGUUUUGUAUCGAGUUAAUUGUGGAACCUACGCCCGUUCUCUAUCUUCCCAGUAAAUGCCACUACUGGGUGGUUUUUUUAAUUCAGGAAUUUUACUGGCAAGCACGAGACCACUGCAAUGACCAUUUCUGGUUUAUUUGCCGUCGUCAUUAUCGCCCAGCAUUUCCCCUAAAACGGGCUACGCGGUAAAUGUACUGCCAUUAACCGAAUACGCACCCAUAACAGGUGUCAACGUCUGGGAGUGUGGCGGCUGGCCCAUUUGUCGGCACAUGUGCUGGAUCCGUGCCGACCCCCCAGUUUUAUCCGUGUACAAAAUCCUGGUCAGUGUCUGUUGCGGACCAGGAAGUGUGGUGACACGCCUAGGAGCGGGUUCACUCGUCGUGCCAGCCACCUACGUCCUCUUCGGCCUCCGUUCGCCUUGACUAUGUCUUGACACCACCGGACCCAGAUGAGGGAAGAGGGGAGAGUGCGGUAGAUGCUGUGAAAGUCCGCUGCCACUAAAAACUAAUUUACGCACAAGUCACCGUGCCUGCUUGCAGUUUGCUGUGGGGAGCACACGGUAGACAUCGUCGGUGCCUAUUCCUCACUCGGCAGCAGUGAGGAGGAACGACGCCAACUCCCAAGUCGCGGCUCAUUCGGCUGGACCCAAUCACACAUUCAUGUUUGACGAAGCAGAACUUCCUGUUAGAGGCGACAACCGCCUGAGCCGUAAACUGCUCGAGUCAUGCUUUUCCGGUCCUCAUUCAAGCAACAGGCGCAACGAGGAGGACGUGCGGAUAACCACUGCCCCCCGAUAUCAAUGUGGGCAAGCCAAAUCACCCAAGGGUCCACACGGAUAACGAAAUCCGGUAGUCAGCCGCUCGGCGGCGUGCGAUGAGCGUGAGAGCCGAUAAUCUUGACCGGCAUGCGGGCGCAUAUCAACUGUAUGGCAACGGCUUACUUCAACAGUUGGCCAGUCGAGCUGUGAUGCACUCGGGAGCUGCCAACUGUGAUGGGCAUGUAGCGGCCUAGCAACUAUAUUCUACAAAUAUUGCAACACCUGAUCAAUCCACUACCCUAUCUGACUCUGUCUCUGAUCAUGGAUUCCAGUAAGAAUUCGAAACGUCAGGCUAAUAAAGCACUUUUCCAGCGAUCGUGUCUGCUUCUCCGCGAUCAAACUAUUAUCGCCUCCCACCCGGCAGUUCGACCGUCCUGACGGACGAUGUUCGCCCUGUAUUCCAUAGCAGGGUGAGCACAGGGAAGGUGACUUGUGCGUGGAUUCUUUCAUAGUAAUAGUCGACUUGUGUAGCAUUUACUGCAUGCAAUCCUUCUCCCCCUCCUGGUUCCGUGUCAAAACCUAGUUAAGAAGACAGGAAGCGAAAGAGAACGCAGGUGACUGGUAGGGCGAGUGAACCCGCACCCAAAACAGACACUGACCAGGAUUUUAUACACGAAGGAAAUCUGGGGCUCGACACGGGCCCCCACUGGCGCGACGUGAGCAGACAAAUGGGCCAGCCGCCACACCCCAAAUGUUGGUGCUCAUUCCGACCUAGUCCGGCGCAUCUACUGCGUGGCUCGUAUUAGGGGCACUAAGGACUCGCAUCAUACCAGCUGAGCUCGGGAGUAUUCAGUUACGCAGAAGUGGCGUGUACCGAUUUCCAUCUCCCCUUCCGACCUGCGACCCAAGCAGGCCGCCGGUCCCACGAUGGCCAUCAGGCAGUUGUUGAAAAGGUUUGCCGAUGAAGACUUCGUCUUUAGCCUUUCCCUGCCGUCUUCUCACGUAGAUGACAAACUUGCUGUACUCCUUCCUCCGUCUCUCUUUAAUGCGUUUCGGUCCUCAUGACCAAAGUGUUAACACGUCUUGGCUUCACCGCUCCCGCGAGAUGUUUAUUGUGGCGGCUGUGGUUCUGUGUCUUGUUGGUAGCCUGUCAUUGUCUUUUCCAUGCUGUUGAGGCCAAGGCAAUGGCUUUUCUUUCUCUACCUCUACCCGAGACCGAGGAGAGGCUUCUGCCGAGGGUCUUGGAAGGCAUGGUAGCCUACCCUUUUCCUUGUGGUAAACAUGUCGUUUGCAUAUCGGUACCGCAAUGCCAGCGAUUUCCAGCUUUUCGCCGCAGAGCAAAUGGCUGGGGAACAUUUACGUUUCGUGAUUGCCACGGUGCCUUCACUGAGUUCCACAAAGCCACACAUGCUUCAACCCAGCCACCAGGCUAGCUGUUACACGCUCCUGCGCUUCUCUUCGAUUGUUUCCUCAUUUGAAGAAGAAAAUAGGCUCUCCGGAACAGGUUUAUUUCACUGCUGACGUUUCAAAGAGCUGGGUCGGCUCUUUGUUGUCAAAGCUUAAAUGCACUUAAUCGAUCAGAAGUUUAGUUUAAACUGGCAUCUUGUGUUGGUCGGCCUUAUGCUGAUCGACUUUUCUCUCCUCUCGCUGCCUCGGUCUCUCGGGGAUGGUUGACGGGCGUUUCGUCUGCGUCCGUUGUGAGUCACCACUCCGUCGAGCGGAGCUUAGUGAACCUCUGUCGGGCGGUCGGUCUGGCGGAUCUUGUUCUUCCUCACCGAGUAAACUCAGCGUCAGGCUGUCUCCGUAGGGCCUUCUUAAGUCCGGUGUGGUUGUUUGGUCCUGAGCUCUAGGAUUGUGAUGACGUAGGACUUUGUAGGCUGCAGGAAGGUCCAGAUGCCUGUUGAUAGAGUGGGCAUCGGAGAACCACGCCUCGAGAGUUAGCCGUUCUGCUUUUGUGUUGCCUCGGCCUAAGAUGGUAGUCCUCUGGAGGUCAAAAGUAUGCCCUUUCUCUUCAACGUGUGUUGCUAGUUGAAAGUUAGGGUCUAACCUCCGAGUGGCCGAUUUGUGUUCUUUUAGGCGAGUUUGCAAUUUCCGUCCGGUUUCGCCCACGUAGUUGCAGUCGACCUCAUUGCAAUUUAUUUUGUAAAUGACUGCUGAGGUUUCAGCGGGUGGCAAUGGGUCCUUGGGUUGCAUCAGGUGACGUCGAAUUGUUGCAUGGGGUCGAUGGACUAUGCCUACUCUGGUGGGUUUUAACAGUCGCGCGACCGCUUUAGAGACCCCUUUGACGUAGGGAAUGGCCCUCCAGACUUCGGGUUGCUCCUCAUUUGGCCGUCGUCUGGGCGCCCAACGUCUGCUCUCUCCAAAUAAUCUUCCCGGAUCUCUCAACUUUGCCGAUUGUUUCCUCAUGUGUCCUUUUUACUUGUAGGUUGUCAAUCGAGAUUUCGUGAAUUGGCGCAAAGAAAAAUCAACAUUCAUAGAAGCGGAGGACUUCGCGGUUAUGCUCUGUCUCUUAAAGCAAGUUUUCAUUGCGUAAAUUGAUUUCCUAUUGGUGUACCCUGUGGCGUACUUAGUAGAGCAUUGUCUACCUCACCGGAAUGCCUGGGUUCGAGACCCUCCCCGGCUUAAUUUCCCCCCCCCAUGUCACGCACUAUCUGUUGAUAAAAGGAAGGAAUUAGCAUCUGCCUUGCAGUCUGUAUUUCAAUCGGUGUGCUCUUCUUCGUCCUCCUUGUCUUCCUAGGCUUUACGUGCAGAGUUACGGUGAAAGUCGGCCAACUGAGGAGCAUUGGAGAUCUGUUGUCGCUCUGGAAACCGCGCGAAAGACACGGCUCAAAGAGACCACAGUCAACUAA
Spirometra erinaceieuropaei is the source of this 14263-nucleotide messenger RNA. NCBI's taxonomy places the organism in Eukaryota, Metazoa, Platyhelminthes, Cestoda, Diphyllobothriidea, Diphyllobothriidae. The record is from the annotation of a GenBank genome assembly.